UAUAACUAUAGAAUAGAUCUAGAUCUAGAAUCUAGAUUAUGUAAUAGACAUAUGAAAAGCAAAAACUGCUUUUGCACCAAUUUAGUUAUGGCAAGCAACUGAAUAAACCAUGUCUGGUUUCAUAGCUUCACAAGACUUAAGUCCAGAGUGUGGGGGCACUUCAAAUUCUGCCACUGUAAAAAGUAGUAAUGAUAAUCUUAGAUCUGAUGAGGCAAGUGAGUAUUUGGAUCCAAAAGUAGAAAAAAAGGACUCAGAACCAAACACUGAUGGACAUUUCAUUUUUAAGUAUCAGACUUCUGGUGAUAUUAGACAGCAGCUGCUUGUUCAAAGAACAUUCACAACAAAUGAUGAACACCCAGAGCCAAGGACAAAAGUAAGAGUUUGCACUAAUGCUACCGGCACCCCAACUGUAACUGUUAGCCCAAGUAGUGGAUCUAUGAGGUUGAAUGGUCCAAACUUAGAUGGUGGAGAUACAAAUGCAAAUUCAAACCGUUCCCAAACAUGCACAGUGCCCUCUUUCAUAUCCCCUUCUUCUCAUGGAUAUUACGAACGACUUGGUUUGACUUCACAUGAUAUGCAAACAAUUUUUAAAACUCCCAAUCGUAACCAAAGACUGAAUGAUGAGGCUUCAGGGAUAACACCAUCAAGAUGUGGAACACCACUUCUUCAUUCUCCUGCUAGUACUGCAUCGUAUGGCUUUACCCCCGGACGUCAGUUUAUCAACCCGUUUGAAGUUGAUCAUGACAGAUUACAUAUGCCCAUCUUCAGUCCUAAUAUGUUUAAAGCAGUAAAUGCAGGUGCUCAACCAAAGAAGAAAGAAGAGGGAUUUUGGUCAUUGGAGCAUGCAGCUUUAAUUAUGCCUGCAGAAAUUAAAGAAGCAGAAUUUCAAAGGCAGCAUCGUUAUCAACAAAAGAUAGACAGAGAACAAGAUGCAAGGGUUCAGUCAGCAAUAAACAAAUUUUUCUCCAAUGAGGUGAUUGUUCCGUCACCUUGGAGUGAAAAAGUUACACACAUCCUUCCUCGUACACCUGGAAGUGUUAGAUCAGUGUCAUGUCAAACAUCUAUGUCUGUUUCUCCAAAUGUUGAUUUAAUUUCGGAGUUGGAAGGAAAAUAUUUGCUGCCAGAGUAUAAAACAGACUCUUCCCCCUCUGUUGAGUCUAUUGGUAACUCUUUCAUACGUAGGAAACUGUUGCAUCAACUCAAUAGUAAUGACAGCGAUUUGUUCACUUCUCCUGUUUUGCCUUCUAGACCAAUGGAAGAGGUUUCCAGCUCUCCCUCUCCAGUGAAACAAACAACUCCAGAAUGGGAAAAGCAGACACCUAACACAGGUGGAUCUGGUCAUUUUUCUUCAAGUCCUAUCAGAUACACUUCAGGUGACAGAGGAUAUGCUUUAUCAGAAAGUGAUCUCCUUGCAUCACCUGAGUUAUCACCCAUCACAUCAAGAACAGGUAGAUCAAUGCGUUCUUCUGGCAUCUAUCAUCCAAACUGUGAUACAGAAAAUGCACGGACAGUUAUGCAACUAGAUUUUUCAUCUAUCCUCAAUGACCCAGAUGAUGAUCCAGAAGACAUUACAGAUAAAACUGGCACUGUGAUACAGAGAGGGCUAUCUGUCAAUCAACAGUCUGAAACUAGCACAUUGAACAACGACGCUUUAUCAAGAUCUUUUGAUCCACACCUGGUUAUAUCUUGUGCCUCACAAGACAGUGACGGCAGGGUUGGCUCUCACCAGUCUCUCCUUGCCCUCGCUACAUCAGCCGAGUCCAUGACAACUUCAGUUCCUCAUUGCUCAGCCAGCCAGGACACUGGAUACCAGACAGCUAGCUUGCAGUCAACAAAUCACGAAUCUGGCUCUUAUUCCAGUCUAGACAACGCAGCAACUCAUUUUGUUCCUGAAGCAAAAUUAGCAACAAUGGAAUGCAAUGUUAGCCCCUUUGCUGGGAUUGGUAAAGACCAUCCCCAAACUGUUAAUGCUUACAGCUCUGAGAUAUGCCUCAAUGAUGGCAGUUUUCUCGCAUACUCACACCCUUCUAGAGAAAAACUGUAUGCCAGUGAAGUUUUAGUGGGGAGAAAAGGCAUACCCUGUCGUUCCAGGAAAGUUAGAACUAUGAUAGAUGUACGCACAUCGAAAGAAAAAAGCACUGUCAGUAGAGAUCUAACACAUUCAUUUAAUGAAGAAACAGAAAAAUUUGACUUUGCUAGUGGGCCUACCCAUGAAACUUCUGGUGACAUUGUGAUGGAUAGAGAGGAUUUAAAUUUCCCACCCUUUUCACUUGAAGUUGACAUCAAUAAUAAAAAAACAGAAGUACAAGAAAUUCUUGAUGCUAGCAUGCGAAGCUCCAGUCCCAAUUUUUCAGCUACAAGUAAAAAAGUGCCAAGCAUGCGUAGUGAUACAUUAUCUCCAAGUCUAUUUGACAGACCAUUGUACAGCAGAAACACAGUUUUCAGUGAAUCUCCCUCUGGGAAAAAUAGUGAUGAUACACUACUCGUAGCUAGGGAACUUUUGGGUAAAUCAGAACAAUUCAGGAUGAUGCUGACACAUCGGAGCACACAGGAUUCCUUUUUCGUUGAGGCUCACGACACUGAAAAUCAAGAUCCCAUGUUACAGAGUGUGGGUGGGGAGAGUUCUGCAUGCUGCAACAGGUCAAAAACCCCUCCAUUCCGGAUUGAUCCUGUAGACUCGUCAACACCAACAACUAAAAUGCUCAACAGUUUAAAGGAGAAAAUUGAAAAUGUUCAAGGGGAGAAAUUAGGAAGUGAAAUAGCUGCAGAAAUUUUGAAACGUGCUGGAGAUGAUUUAGCGAUACUGUCUGGUAUUUUAGGCAAGAAAUCUUGACUUUAGUUAAAAUAGAUACAUAUCUGAUACUUGUUACAAACUUGCUCAAAUGUGCCAUUGAGAGGUAUUGAUAUUGUUUCUAUAAUUUUGUGCGCCUUAUGAUGGGUUAUAACAAAGACAAUGUAAAUGGAAAAUGUAUUUUUAAAAAGCACUUAAUAGACCACUACAGGUAUAUAUUUUUAGUAACUACAUCCAAUGUUUUUCUUUGAAUGCACCUCAUUUUGACUAUGCUACACUAACAGUCAUUGUUGCACCAUUUAAUUUUGAUAUUUAACCAUUGUCACUGUACUGUUACUGUGCCAAAAAUAAGAUACAAUUUAGUAAGUUUUUAUUUAGAAUUUGAUUCUGUGGAGUGAUGUAAUUAUUACUAUUAGCACUGUAUUAUUAAUUAUAUAAUUGAAAUGCAAUUAAAGUAUUAUCUUGAAAAUUAAACGUGUUCUUGUAACUAAGAUUUGUUACACUUGGAUCAAUCAUUAUCAAUGUGAAACAAUUAGAAACCAUAAACAGGAUCCAUUACUUUAAUUUCAACUACAUGCAUAAAAUAUA
Molecule: messenger RNA, 3379 nt
Organism: Physella acuta
Lineage: Eukaryota; Metazoa; Mollusca; Gastropoda; Physidae
Biological process (GO): regulation of mitotic nuclear division; regulation of mitotic spindle organization; activation of protein kinase activity
Cellular component (GO): cytoplasm; nucleus
Molecular function (GO): protein kinase binding
Source: RefSeq, a predicted model, not a curated record